AUGGCCCCUUCAGAGGCACAAAACGCAUUGACUAUCGACGAUCUUCGAGAGAAUGCCUCGUCAAUCCUCUCUGACUCGCUUACGAGCAGGAGGGUGCCGGCUUUGAAACUCAUCAACCGGUAUUUGACGUCAAAAGACGAUUUAUCUCUCGUUCAAGACAAACCUUUGGUGCAAACCUUGACCAUGCUUGUAUUGAAAAGCUACAAUUACUAUCAGGAUGCUGCUUCCAGAACAGAGGCAGCAUUGGUUCUUGAAAAUCUUGCUCAACUAGACGAAGACUACGCUAAGGCUGCUAUCAAAUACAUCAACGCCAUUGCGUUGAAGCUGGCAAACUUGGCCCUCACGGGUCUUGUAUCACUAUUGACGUGGUCUUGUAUGCUUGUAGUUGUUGAAGGUCAGAGGCAAAGCGCUGAACUUUCAAAGGCAUUGACGAAUCUUGCUAUUCUUCUUGAAAAUUGCGUGGAAGCUAGCCUUGAAGGCGGGAAGCUGAAGAGCACGCACAAGAAGAGAGUGUUAGAAGCGAGCUUGGCUCAAACAAAGAACACAUUGAUCCAGAUCUUUACUAGGAAUUCUCCUGACGCGGUUGAUCAAUUUGUCAAAAACACGAUAUCUGACUCGACCAUCUCACCUUCUGCUGCUACCUUAUUUUUGGCUGUAUUGGCAGAGGCAUUACACGAUCUUCAAUCUUCGCAUCCAGCAUACAUAGCUCACUUGAAGGAGUCUGAGCUGAGCUCCAGCAUUACCAAUUUUUUUGCUGAGAAAGUUGUCUUGGCCAAGACUGGCCCAAGUGCGUUUGCUAUAUCCUACUUCACGAAAUGGUACCUUGACGAAAUUUCAACUCGUGAUGAAUUCGUCAAGAAGAUUCUUCCUAAUCUAGAAAAAGCAAUAUUGAGAUCCUCAGAGAUCGGUUUCUGUCACCUUAUGUGCCCAAUCUUUGCGAAUAAAAGUGAUACCAUAGACCUCAGCGAUGGUUUUGCAACUUCGAAGAUUCUAUCACAUAUAAUCAGUGGCGUGAAGUCAACGAAGGAACAUGUCAGAGACAAAGCUGCUGAAUCUUUAACCCUCAUUUUCAAAAACGCUUUGCCCAAAAUCUCCUCUGCUGAUGCCGCUAAGGUCAUGGACGAGAUCGUGAAAGCUUUUAAGGGCACGACCAACCCUGAUGCAAAAAUUCUUCUCGCCAAAUCAUUGAAUGUUAUUAAUGUACAUGAUGUCUCUGGAUUCUCAAAGAUGUUUUCCUCCCUACUUCCGUUGGCUGCAAAAGAGCUGAACGAAGGUAUAUUACACGCAUUGACAGGUACUUUGAUCAGCCAAUUUGUGUCCGGCUUGCGUUACGGUUAUGGAUUACCAUCUGACGAAGUGACGAAGGUGGAGACUCAAAUCAAAGCGGGACUUUCUAAUGCCAAGUUGAAUCUCAGGAGCAUAUGGGCAACUCAGUUGGGCAAUGCUCUCUACAGAAGCCAAGAGGAGAAUGACGAUGUUGUGUCACUAUUCAAGCUGAUCCUUCCAGAGUUGACGAAGUCCUUGGAAGAAGCUAUUCUGUCGCCUCUUUUGACAGUGUCGAACAAGGGUAUUGCCUGUGCAUAUGUUGCUAUCGCAAUUAGUCAUAAGUUUGUCCAAAAAACUGAAGUUGACUCUGAAAUGCUUUUCAGAAAGCCUCUCAAUGAUUCAAGUGAGAGCUUUUCCAUUCUUUUGAGCCCAAAAGUGCUUGCCAAACUCAAGGAAAGCGAGCAGAAAUGGUGCCUUCGUGCUCUCAUCGCAUGCUUUGACUAUCUCAAAGAGCACUCCCAAAAGUUCGGCACUUCUCUUCUUUACUUCACUAUCUCUCGGAAUGUUCCAUUUGAUGUUCGCAUGGAGGCCCUAGACAGCCUUCGAACUCUUAUGAACAGAGAAGGUGUCAAAACCAGUGAGUCUAUACUUCCAGCAAUUCACAAGGUAUUGUAUCUAGCCGAGGGAGAUUCUCAAGAUAUUGCUGACCUCAACCUUGACUUUAAGCACCUUGCACAGGUGCUCAAUGUUGUCGUUCAACAGCUUGACCCAGACUUGGCCGAGAAGAAUCUCAUUGAUAUAAUUGUGCCCGCUCACCAUCCGAAAAUUCCUGUUAAGGAGGAGUGGAUCGGCGUUGCAUUGAGAUCUUCGCUUGAUCCGGGGCGUGUUGUAGCUUCUCACGCUGAUGAAAUUUUGGAUAAAGUCCUCAAUGUUCUUGCUACAUCUGACAUCAAUGGAGAUAUUUUUAAGGCAGCAAAGAAGGCUUUCGUCACUAUUGGAUUCGUCAGCCCUGAGGUUGCUAUGCCAAAAAUUGCUGACAUCCUCGAGACUGACUUCGAUAUUUCUGUUCUUGAUGAAUAUGAUGCUACCACCGUCAAGAUUUGGAAAGCUAACGAAGGUGACCUUGUUGUCGAUGUGUUGAGCGACAAGAAGGUCAAGAACGAAGACAAGAAUAGCAAGGAUUACGAAACGAGAAAGUGGGAAGAAAAUUUGAAGAAAGAACUUGCCCAGAAAAAAGGUGUCAAAAAACUUACCAAAGAAGAGCAGCAGCUAGUCAAUAACCAGUUGUCGGAGGAGCUGAGAAUCCGUAAGGAGCUUGAUUCAAAAAUCCGGACAUUGUUACGAGGAUUCCACAUUGUGCAAGCACUCACUAGUAUUGCUCGCCCAGACGUCUUCAACUAUGGCGGAACCCGCUGGUUCUUGAACGCCGUGAAUGGUAUGCUAUCGGUAAUUAAACAUCCGUUAUCAGUUGAUAUCUUUGGCGAGUUUGCCACCAGUGUGUUCAUCGAAACAUCGAAGGUGAUCAACUACAGGCUCGGUCCCUUGAAAGAAAUGACCGGUGUGGCUGUUUUGAGAGUUCACGAGGCUAACGGAAUACCAGAGAGAUAUUUGGAGUUACCUUUGAUUGAACUUUUGGGCAAGGUCUUGUUUAGAAUCAAGAUUUUGGUUGACGAUUGGUUCGACACGCUUUCGUUCAUCUACAUCUUGCCUAUGCUCACACAAAUUCUUAUUCAGGGCCGUGGUAUAGCUUUAAAGAACUCAAAGAAGCGUAUUGUCACAUCUGAAUUCGAGGAAGAGGACCCACAAGAGGAGCAGCUUCUCUUAACCAUCGAUAUUAUUUCCUCGUUGGCUUCAUCUUUCUCUGAUGAGACCAUUUCUCGUGACAUGAUCUUGAAGUCAUUGCUUGCAUUGAUGAAGAUUCCAACAAAGGCCAAACUUGCCAAGGAGUGUUUCUUGACCGUAUGCCAGCACAUCGCGGUUUCAUUAACGGAACUGGACAUUGACUUAUUACUCUCCAACCUCAUUACACCUGAUGUGUUCGUCAAGACGGCUAUUUUGCAGGGCAUUGACUCUGAGUUUGAUCUCAGUGAGGAUUUGACGUACUCUAACGAACUUUGGAUAGCUACUCAUGACAAUGAUGCUAAUGUUGCCGAUCUUGCGGCAACUAUUUGGGAAGACAGUAAGCUCGAGCUUGUCGAAGAUGCACCUCAUAGACUCUUCAAGUAUUUUGGUCACGAAGAUGCUGGUUUACGUUUAACAGUUGCCAAAGCCCUUGCGUCUGCGGUGAAAUUCCUUAAAGAAAAAAAUGGAGAGAUCUUCAAUGAUACGUUGGAGAAGCUAAUCAUCUUAUUUUAUGAGAUGGAGAAUCCGCCACCCCCACCACUCGACAAAUUCGGUCUUCCAAUAACGAAUCAUGCAAGUCAGAAAGAUGCUUGGGAAGAUAGAUCGACUGUUGCUUUGGCGUUGAAGCAGAUCGCUCCUUUGUUUGAAUCCAAAAAAUCUGUGGAGGAUGUAUUCUAUUUCCUUGUCGAGAGAGAGACCUUGGGAGACAAGGAGGACUCUGUUGGCCAAGAGCUUUUUGAAGCUGGUAUCGCAAUUUUGGAGCAGCACGGUCGUACACAUGUCGAAGUAUUGAUUCCGAUCUUUGAGAAGUGUCUUGGGCAAAAGGACCAAGGCUUGAAAAAGCAAGAUCGUAUCAAGGAGCGUGUAAUCAUCUUAUAUGGUACCUUAGGACGUUUCUUGGAUGCUAACGACGACCGUUUGCGUAUCAUCGUCGACAGACUACUUGCGACCUUGGACACACCUUCCGAAGAUGUCCAGUAUGCUGUAUCCGAAUGUAUUGCUCCUUUGGUAAAGUCUAUUGAGCCUAAGUUGCAAGAUCAUCUUGAUGCUCUCUUUGACAAGUUGUGGAAGGGACAGAGUCUUGCAGUCAGACAAGGUGCUGCGUACGGUAUCGCUGGUUUGGUGAAGGGUGCUGGCAUCAGAUCCUUGUUCAGCAACGAUGUCAUGAGAAACAUCAUGUCUGCUGCUGAGGACAAGCGCAGCGACCGUAUCAAGGAAGGAGUUGCGUUCACAUUGGAUUGCUUGUCGCAGAGCUUGGGUGCCAAGUUCGAACCUUACGUUAUUGAGGCACUUCCCUUCCUUUUGAAAUCUUUGGGUGACUCGAGCUCCGCAGUCCGUGAAGCUGCUGACAUGACUGCUAGACAAAUCAUGAAGAACAGUACAAGUUAUGGUGUCAAGAAGAUGAUCCCUCUCACGAUCAACCAUAUGGAUGAUAUUGCCUGGAGAACAAAGAAGGGUUCUGUUGAGCUUCUUGGUUCCAUGGCCUACCUUGACCCAACUCAGUUGUCUGCGUCUUUGUCGACAAUUGUGCCAGAAAUCGUGGCCGUGUUGAACGAUUCCCACAAGGAAGUCAGGAGGGCCGCCGAGCAAGCGUUGAAGCGUUUCGGUGAAGUCAUCAGAAAUCCUGAGAUACAAGCCAUCGUUCCUGAUUUGAUCAAUGCUAUUGGCGACCCUACGAAGUACACUGACAUUGCAUUGGACAAGUUGAUAAGGACUCAAUUCGUUCACUACAUCGACGGUCCUUCACUUGCUCUUAUCAUCCACGUCAUCCACAGAGGUAUGAAGGACAGAUCAGCCUCUACCAAGAAGAAAUCUUGUCAAAUUGUUGGUAAUAUGGCAAUUUUGGUCGACAGUAAAGAUCUCCUUCCUUACUUGAACAGCUUGGUAGCUGAGUUGGAGAUCGCUAUGGUUGAUCCAGUCCCAGCUACAAGAUCGACAGGUGCAAGAGCUUUGGGAUCUUUGGUUGAGAAAUUGGGUGAGAAACAGUUCCCAGACUUGAUUCCUCGUCUCGUUGACACCUUGAAGGAUCAAUCCAAGGCUGGUGACAGAUUGGGGUCUGCCCAAGCUCUUGCAGAGGUUAUCUGUGGUCUUGGUCUUUCCAAAUUGGACGAAAUGCUACCCGACAUUUUGAAGCAGGCAUCUUCACCAUACACUCAUAUCCGUGCUGGAUUCUUGCCAUUGUUGUUGUUCCUUCCAGUGUGUUUCGGUUCCCAGUUUGCUCCUUAUUUAAGCAGCAUUAUUCCUCCAAUCUUAUCAGGAUUGGCCGAUACCGAUGAAGAAAUCCGUGAGACUGCUUUGAAGGCAGGUAGAUUGAUUGUCAAGAACUACGCUAACAAGGCUAUUGACUUGUUGCUUCCUGAAUUGGAGCUUGGAUUGACUGAUUCUUCAUACAGAAUUCGUCUUUCUUCCCUCGAGCUCACUGCCGACUUGUUAUUCCAGGUCACUGGUAUUUCCGGCAAGAACGAGCUUACUGAAGAGCAGAGCUCUGUCAACCGUAACCUUGUUGAAGUUUUGGGACAGGAGCGUCGUGACAGAAUGUUGGCGGCAUUGUUCAUUUGUCGUUCUGAUGCUACUAGUGUUGUUCGUGCUGCCGCUAUCGACACAUGGAAGGCUUUGGUUGCCAACACUCCUCGUACCAUCAAGGAAAUCAUCCCAAGCUUGACUAUGCUUAUUGUCAAGAGAUGUGCUUCCAGCGACGAGACACAUAGACAGAUUGCUGCAACUACACUCGGUGAGGUUGUUCGCAGAGUUGGUGCUAACGCAUUGAACCAAUUGUUGCCAAGCUUAGAGGAAGCUCUCGUCUCUGGUGACUCUGAUGCCAAGCAGGGUAUUUGUAUUGCUCUCUCCGAGUUGAUCAACUCUUCUUCAGAGGAUGCCUUGCAAACGCAUCAAGACGUGUUUAUCAGAAUUGUCCGUGAAUCUUUAGUGGACAGCUCGGCCGAGGUCAGAAAGGCUGCAGCUCAGGCCUUCGAAUCUCUUCAAAAUCAUUUGGGCAAGGUUGUUAUCGACGAAAUCUUGCCAAACUUGUUGAACCUCUUAGAGUCAAGCGACAAUUCGGAAAAUGCCCUCUUGGCAUUGCAAGACAUUAUGGCUACCAAGGCAGAUGUCAUUUUCCCAAUUUUGAUUCCAACCUUGUUGAGCCCUCCAUUCGAUGCUUCUAAGGCCAAGUCUUUGUCUUCUCUCGCUUCAGUUGCUGGGCAUGCCUUGUACUCUCGUUUGGGCUCUAUCGUUAACACCUUGUUGCAAGCAGUCAUCGAUACUAAAAACACCGGCACUCCAGAGGAACAGAGGGAGGUUGAAGAGGCCUUUGAUAACAUCUUGUUGUCUAUUGAAGAUGAUGAGGGUGUCCAUCCUAUCAUGCAACAAUUGAUGUCGCUAGUGAAACACCAGGACGCUGACAAGAGAGCGGCUGUCAGUGAGCGUCUUGGUCCAUUCUUCGCCAAAACCAAUCUCGACUACUCCAUCUAUGUUCCUGAUAUGGUCAUGCAGUUCAUUUUGGCUUUAGGUGAUAAGGACGCAGAUGUUGUCAAGGGAACUUUCGAAGCUUUGAGCUCAUUAGUGAAAGCUCAAGAUAAGACAAUGCUCGAGAAAUUGGUCAAACCAGCUCAUCAAUCGUUGUCCAUUGCUGGUGUGAGAGGCGAAGAAUUGGCUGGUUUUGCUUUGCCCAAGGGCCCCAGCUGUGUCUUGCCAAUUUUUUCUCAUGGCUUGAUGUACGGUAAUGCUGAGCAAAGAGAGUUGUCUGCCUCGUCUAUUGCUGAGAUUAUCCUGAGAACUCCAGCAGCCAAUUUGAGACCGUUCGCCACGACCAUCACGGGUCCUUUGAUUCGUGUCAUUGGUGAAAGAGUUUCAUCUGAUGUCAAAUCAGCCAUCUUGACUGCUUUGACUAACUUGUUGUUGAAGAUCCCUCAAUUCUUGAGGCCCUUCAUUCCUCAGCUUCAAAGGACUUUCGUCAGGUCGUUGAGCGACGUUUCCAAUGACAAGUUGAGACAUGGCGCAGUCAAUGCUUUGGGUGUCUUGAUCGAAUUCCAACCUCGUGUCGACCCAUUGGUCACAGAAUUGGUUCAAGGUACAAAGAAUGCCGAAGACCAAGGAAUCAAGACGGCCAUGUUGAACGCAUUGCUCCAAGUUGUGGUCAAGGGAGGCAAUAAUAUGAGCGAGUCCUCCAAAUCUUCUGUAAUGGCAUUGGUCGAGGAAGAAAUCAACACUGUCAGCGAGAAAUCUGCCGUUGCCUAUGCCCGUCUUCUCGGAUCGCUCUCUCAGAUCUUAUCCACUGAAGAAGCCGCCAACAUUUUGCUGACCAAGAUCUUGAACAAGCGUCAACAUAGCGAGGAUAUGAAGUUUGCUAUCUUGUCGAUCAACUCGUUCUUGAGGGAUGCUCCAAAACAUAUUUUCGACACCGGAAUGUUGGAUGAGAUUGUCCACUUCAUCGUUGAGUGUUCGAAUAACUCAAUUCCCUAUAUCAGCGACAACGCAGUGAUUGCUCUUGGGAAGGUUUUGCUUCUCCAUGGUGAAACGGCCUCGCCAAAACAAGCAGGGUCUGACAAAGCCACUUCUCCAUGGCAACUUCCAGAGGCUUUGAGCAGCAAAAUUGUAUCGCAGUUGUGCAAGUGUGCGCUCAAGCCAGAAUCGAACUCCCCAGACACAAGAAGACUUUCAUUGGUGGUUCUUCGUACCGUGGGCCGUCUCAAGCAUGACGUAAUUGUCACACCCCAUUUGAACGAAAUCAGCCCUGCUGUGUUCUCCUGUUUGAGAGAUGGUAUUAUUCCUAUCAGGUUGGCAGCAGAAAAGGCAUACUUGGCGGUGUUUAACUUGAUCGAGGACAAGGACAUGAAAGAGUUCACUGCCUGGUUUGAUGAGGCGUCUAAGAAGCCAAUAACUACAAUUACUGGAGUUACUAUCCAGCCAAGAUCUAUUGGUGACUACACGAAGAGAGUGGCUUCUAGGUUGGCCAACGUCGAGAGAGAAAGGUUACAAGAUGGAGGAGAUGACGAGGCCUUGUUUAGUGAUCGUAUCGAGGACGAAAACGAGAUUUGGGCAGUUGGAGGCACCUAA
This is a messenger RNA of Candidozyma auris, 8160 nucleotides long. It is a transcript of the gene GCN1, whose product is annotated as Gcn1p. The transcript has a single exon. The record is from RefSeq and is a predicted model, not a curated record. Gene Ontology annotation, molecular function: protein kinase regulator activity. Bases 1 to 8160 code for a protein of 2719 amino acids. Gene Ontology annotation, cellular component: cytosol. NCBI's taxonomy places the organism in Eukaryota, Fungi, Ascomycota, Pichiomycetes, Serinales, Metschnikowiaceae. Gene Ontology annotation, biological process: cellular response to amino acid starvation; regulation of translation.